AUUUUAGAACCAAUCCCAACACACAGAUCUCAUUGCAAUUGCAAGUCUAGUCCACAUCCAUAUGUACAACUCUCUCUCUCUCUCACUUUUUCACACACACAGUAUACCCUAUUGAAGAGUUAAUCUUCCCAACACCAUUCCAUACCUUAACCCCAUUUCACAUUCUAUCCCAGCCAUAGGCGCAUUUUAGCAGCAGCCAUGGAUCCCACAUCAAGAAAACCCAAACCCAACCCUUCUUCCACCGCCGCCGCCCACCGCCACCGCCACCCGCACCCCCUCCCAGAUCCCGCCGUGGCCGCCCCACCCUCCACCAUCCAGAGCAUCUCCCACCGCUUCUCCAAGCUCUACACAAACAACAAGAAGCACUUCUCCCCCCACCCCCAACCCGACCCCCCCAAUCUCCACGACACAUCCUGCACCACCCUCACCAAAUCCAGCAGCCUUCACCACGCCAGAAACGGCGCCUUCUUCUCCGCCCAAGACAAAAUCUUUGAGAAGAAACAGCUGGUGGUGAGCUCCAAAUUCAAGGAGGGCGACGAUUUGAAGAAGACCUCUUUCAAGAAAGCCCCCAAAAUGCCAUCUUUCGACGAGAUCGAUGUGGAGAAGGAGAAGCUGAAGAAGGAGGGCGACGAUUUGAAGAAGCCCUCUUUCAAGAAAGACUCCAAGAUGUCGUCUUUCGACGAGAUCGAUGUGGAAAAGGAGAAGCUGAAGGGGUUGCAGCAAGAAGCUGUGAGGGGAAGAAACUCUCUCUCCUCAAUCCCUCCAACCGUCAAUGGCGGAGGGAGAAGGAGAUCCUUCUGCAGCUCGCAAGUUGAGCUCGCUGAUUUCCUCUCCUGCAGCGGCGUCAAGGUUGUGGCCGUCGAUAUGCCGCCGUUCAUGCAGGUUCAUGCUGUCAAUUGUGCAAGAAAGGCGCAUGAUAGCUUGGAAAAAUUCACUUCAAAGACUCUAGCUUUCACACUUAAAAAGGAGUUUGAUGGGGUAUAUGGACCUGCUUGGCACUGCAUAGUAGGGACCAGUUUUGGGUCAUUUGUGACACAUUCAGUGGGUGGAUUUAUGUAUUUCUCCAUGGAUCAGAAGCUAUACAUCCUGCUCUUCAAGACUGCUGUACAAAGAGCUGAAUGAAAAUGAUAUCAAAUCUACACACAUUAAUUAAUUAGCACAACAAACUCCAGCAUUUUUCUGGUGGAUUGUUUUUUCAGCUUAUUGUUAGCAUAGAAGGAAAAAAGAAAGAUGAGAUUUUUGGAAAGAAAUUUGCUGUCUCUCCCCUGUAAUUUUGUACAUUUAUUAAUGUUUCUGAGAAGAGAAUUGGAAGAUGGUAUUCUUUCUGGGAUCAUUGAAUUCACAGCAAAUUUUAUUACUCCA
Messenger RNA from Salvia hispanica, 1362 nucleotides. RefSeq lists its product as uncharacterized. Lineage: Eukaryota; Viridiplantae; Streptophyta; Magnoliopsida; Lamiales; Lamiaceae. The record is from RefSeq and is a predicted model, not a curated record. Gene Ontology annotation, molecular function: dynein intermediate chain binding. Gene Ontology annotation, biological process: microtubule-based process. Gene Ontology annotation, cellular component: cytoplasmic dynein complex.